AACUUCUUCGCGGCUGGCAUCCUUCAGAGCAGGUCUCGGGCUGAACAGUUUUCGCUUCGCUUGGGUGAAGGUCGAUUUUGCACUACCAAGUCCCGUGUUUAUGCAUCUGAACACACGCAAAGCCACUCUGUUUUGUAUUUUAAUACUGAUUUGCCGCAGUCAUUGAAGAGGAGAGCACUGCGCAAAUUGGAGAUAUCUGGGAGUGAAAUUAUAGACGCAAGCAGUAGAGCGCAUCAGAUGGCCGGCGACCGCAGAAAAAGGAAACGUCUCCCGAAGAGACCUUUUCAUGGAGAAAGAGAGAAUUCCUCUGAAGAUUUGAAUGAAACUGUUGGUACACAGCAAGCAUUAAUGACCUGUGCAGAUCGCAAUGGAGGUAAAGUGCGACGAGGUAAAGAAAACAGUGCAAUGAAAUCGAAGGCACUGCCGCACUACAACACACCCGAUUUAUUUGGGAAAGUGGAAGACCCGGCGGAUUACGGAUCCACCGAGCAAACGGAUCAUAUUGCUUUUUUCGAUGAGGACAGUAAUCAUAUUUUUCCAGUUGAACAAUUUUUUGGAAAUCUGGAUUCAGUUCAGGAAUACUCGGGCAAAGCCACUACAGAGAGAAUAAGCAGACGAGAGUACAGGAGACGCCAUUACUACGCCAAAGAGGACAGUGAUGAGGAGCAGAUAUAAAGCACACUGUGAGUGUAAAUCUGAUGCAUCCUCUGUACACUUUCUGAAAACGGUUUACUGAGUAAUUUUGUAAUGAUAGAAUCAUACCUUAGAGAGAAAUGUUUUAAAAGAACAUUCCCAAUGACUGAGUAUAAUAAAAAAAGAUUGUAAAUAACUGGGGGAGUUAA
Electrophorus electricus (electric eel) is the source of this 842-nucleotide messenger RNA. It is a transcript of the gene c25h1orf174, whose product is annotated as chromosome 25 C1orf174 homolog. Lineage: Eukaryota; Metazoa; Chordata; Actinopteri; Gymnotiformes; Gymnotidae. The record is from RefSeq and is a predicted model, not a curated record.